This is a messenger RNA of Elephantulus edwardii (Cape elephant shrew), 1779 nucleotides long. It is a transcript of the gene TCTN1, whose product is annotated as tectonic family member 1. NCBI's taxonomy places the organism in Eukaryota, Metazoa, Chordata, Mammalia, Macroscelidea, Macroscelididae. Gene Ontology annotation, cellular component: MKS complex. Gene Ontology annotation, biological process: protein localization to ciliary transition zone; cilium assembly. Bases 1 to 1779 code for a protein of 592 amino acids. The transcript has 15 exons. The record is from RefSeq and is a predicted model, not a curated record.
AUGGGGCCGCCGGCGCUUCGGCCGCUACUGCUCUUGCUCGCGGGCUGCUGGGCCCCGGGGAGCACCCAGACCCCGGCCACCUUGGUGGUGACCACAGAGGGCCCCAGCUCCACCGAGGCAGCCUCGUCCACCCGAGCCCCCACGGCAUCGGGGUCCCCCGCCACCCCUCGAGGGCCGGACCGCUCUUCUGGUCCCAGGCCCAAGCCGGUCACCGACGUCGCUGCUCUGUGUGUGUGUGACCUGUCCCCGGCACAGUGUGACAUCAACUGCUGCUGUGACCCUGACUGCAGCCCUGUGGAUUUCAGCGUCUUCUCUGACUGCUCAGUCGCAGCUGUGACGGGUGACAGCCACUUCUGUAGCCAAAAAGCAGCCAUCUAUUCGAUGAAUUUUACAGCAAAUCCACCUCAGAGAAUAUUUACACUUAUUAAUAAGAUCAACCCAUCUAUUUUCUGCAUUCAGUUUACAAACUAUAAACCUGCACUAUCUUUUAUUAAUCCUGAAGUUCCUGAUGAUAGCAGUUUUGAUACAUUUGUUAAAACAUCUCGUGGCUUUCCAUCGAAUGCAGAACCAGACAUUUCCUCCACAGCCACACUGGCGUCCCCACCUGCCUCCAGGUAUGAGUACGGCAUUCCUCUUCAGACCUCGGACUCCUUCCUGCGGUUCCCUUCUCCCCUCCCGUCGUCCCUGUGCACCGACGCCAACCCUGCAGCGUUCCUGGUGAACCAAGCUGUUAAAUGCACCAGAAGGAUAGACUUGGAACAGUGUGAAGAAAUCAAAGCCCUUCAAAUAGCUUCCUACAACAGCUCUGACAUUUUGAAAGUGCCUUCUUCAACAAUAAAGGUUCCUGUCAUCAUUCAGUCCAUUGUUGUCCGGUCUCUGAACCAAACCUCAACCCAACUUCGUGACACGCAGGUUGACCUGCAGCCAGCCUUUGUCAGUGUGGGGGGUCUUGACGUCUGCACCAACGUCGUUCUAGAGGUCAAAUACAGCCUCACAUACACAGACGCUGGCGAAGUGACAAAGGCUGGGCUCGCCCUCCUCCUGGGGACAGUCAGCCGCGGAGGCCUUCCGAUCCAGCAAAAGUUCGAGAUUCUUUUUAUUCAACAGGACACGCGGCCCGUUCAUCUCAGCGGAAGCCCAGGCUACGUCGUGGGGCUCCCGCUGCUGGCCGGCUUUCAGCCUCAGAAGGGAUCUGCCAUCAUCCAGACAGCAAACAGAUACGGACGGUUCACAGUGCUUCGCAGCACAGCCGAGCAGGACUGCUUAGCCUCCGAGGGGAUCCGGACCCCGGUAUUAUUCGGCUACAACCUGCAGUCUGGCUGUAAGCUGCGGCUGAACAGCGCUGUCCCAUGUCAGCUCACCAGGCAGACGGUGACGCGUCUGCUCAGAGGCCAGGGCUUCCCAGACUAUGUGGCUCCUUUCGGCAACUCCCGGGCCCAGGAUGUGCUGGACUGGGUGCCUGUCCACUUCCUCACACAGUCAUCUCCCGCCAAGCAUGUCCCUUCACAGGACGGGUGCCAGGUCCCAGUGGCUUUGGCGAUCGAAGUGAAGUGGACAAAAUACGGAUCCCUGGUGAACCCACAGGCUAAAAUCGUCAACGUGACUGCAAAGCUCAUCUCCUCCUCGCUUCCCCAGGCCCGCGCAGGAAGUCAAAGGACGAUCGUUCUGUCCUCUGCGGUGACGUUUGUGGACGUGUCUGCACCUGCAGAGGCGGGUUUCAGAGCCCGGCCAACCAUCAACGCCAGGCUGCCCUUCAACUUCUUCUUCCCAUUUGUUUGA